AUGGAAAGAGCAGAGAGAGAUGGUAGUUUGUCUUUUCUCAACCGACAUCCGACCGGAACUGUCGGUAUCCAUUAUGGUACCACCGGACGAAGGGAUCCCAUUGUCUCAUUGCCUCUUGGACCUGGACACCCAUAUAUCACGUGCUCAGACACAAGAAUUGUCAUCCGACAAGUUGAGCAUGUGCGUGUUAUGGGUACAAACAUUCUGUUGGUCGGCUCUUCACCGAAAAGACCAAGGGGUGUUGUACGCAGACAUGCAUCAAUCUUAUCCAGACAAG
This is a messenger RNA of Sphaeroforma arctica JP610, 277 nucleotides long. RefSeq lists its product as hypothetical. The record is from RefSeq and is a predicted model, not a curated record. Lineage: Eukaryota; Ichthyosporea; Ichthyophonida. The annotation marks the transcript as partial. The transcript has a single exon.